Canis lupus familiaris (dog) is the source of this 1244-nucleotide messenger RNA. It is a transcript of the gene LHX3, whose product is annotated as LIM homeobox 3. The record is from RefSeq and is marked provisional. Gene Ontology annotation, cellular component: nucleus. Gene Ontology annotation, molecular function: DNA-binding transcription factor activity, RNA polymerase II-specific; RNA polymerase II transcription regulatory region sequence-specific DNA binding. NCBI's taxonomy places the organism in Eukaryota, Metazoa, Chordata, Mammalia, Carnivora, Canidae. Gene Ontology annotation, biological process: neuron differentiation; regulation of transcription by RNA polymerase II.
GCAGCUCCCGGAGACGGGACCCAUGGAGGCGCGCGGGGAGCUGGGCCCGGGCCGCGAGUCGGCGGGUGGAGACCUGCUGCUGGCGCUGCUGGCGCGGAGGGAGGACCUACGCCGAGAGAUCCCGCUGUGCGCCGGCUGCGACCAGCACAUCCUGGACCGCUUCAUCCUCAAGGCACUGGACCGCCACUGGCACAGCAAGUGCCUCAAGUGCACGGACUGCCACACGCCCCUGGCCGAGCGUUGCUUCAGCCGCGGGGAGAGCGUCUACUGCAAGGACGACUUCUUCAAGCGAUUCGGGACCAAGUGCGCCGCGUGCCAGCUGGGCAUCCCGCCCACGCAGGUGGUGCGCCGCGCCCAGGACUUCGUGUACCACCUGCACUGCUUCGCCUGCGUCGUGUGCAAGCGGCAGCUGGCCACAGGCGACGAGUUCUACCUCAUGGAAGACAGCCGGCUCGUGUGCAAGGCGGAUUACGAGACGGCCAAGCAGCGCGAGGCGGAGGCCACGGCCAAGCGGCCGCGCACGACCAUCACGGCCAAGCAGCUGGAGACCUUGAAGAGCGCCUACAACACGUCGCCCAAGCCGGCGCGCCACGUGCGCGAGCAGCUGUCGUCGGAGACGGGCCUGGACAUGCGGGUCGUGCAGGUGUGGUUCCAGAACCGCCGCGCCAAGGAAAAGCGGCUCAAGAAGGAUGCGGGCCGGCAGCGCUGGGGCCCGUACUUCCGCAGCAUGAAGCGCGCCCGCGGCGGCCCCAAGUCGGACAAGGACAGCGUCCAGGAGGAGGGGCAGGACAGCGACGCCGACGUCUCCUUCACGGAUGAGCCGACCAUGGCUGACCUGGGCCCUGCCAACGGCCUCUACAACAGCCUGGGGGAGCCCACCUCAGCCCUGGGCAGGCCUGCGGGAGCCCCAGGCAGCUUCCCACUGGAGCACGGAGGCCUGGCCGGCCCGGAGCAGUACCGUGAGCUGCGCCCCAGCAGCCCCUAUGGGGUCCCCCCGUCCCCAGCUGCCCUGCAGAGCCUCCCUGGCCCCCAGCCCCUUCUCUCUAGCUUAGUAUAUCCAGAUGCCAGCUUGGGCCUGGUGCCCUCGGGCACCCCAGGUGGGCCCCCACCCAUGAGGGUGCUGGCCGGAAACGGACCCAGCUCCGACCUGUCCACAGGGAGCAGUGGGGGCUACCCCGACUUCCCCGCUAGCCCCGCCUCCUGGCUGGAUGAGGUUGACCACGGCCAGUUCUGACCGAGGGCCC